AUGGCGUCGUUCAAGCCCGCGGUGGUGAUCGACAAUGGCACAGGAUACACCAAGAUGGGAUAUGCCGGCAAUGCCGAGCCUAGCUACAUUAUCCCAUCCACGAUAGCGGUGGGCGGCAGCGACUCCAGCACCGUUCGCAGUCGCCAGGGCAUCGAUGAUCUGGACUUUUACAUCGGCAACGAGGCGCUGGACCACGCGUCUACCCACCAGGUUAACUACCCGAUUGCGCAGGGCAUCGUGCAGAACUGGGAUAACAUGGAGAAGCUCUGGCAGCGCUGUCUCUUCCAGCACAUGCGUUGCGAACCGGAAGAGCACUACAUGCUGCUCACAGAGCCUCCGCUCAACCCACCUGAGAACCGCGAGGCCACAGCUGAGAUCAUGUUCGAGACCUUUAAUGUCCCUGGACUGUACAUCGCAGUGCAGGCUGUGCUAGCACUGUACGCGUCUUGGCCCAAGAUUAAAGACCCAUCGCAACGCUCACUCACGGGUACGGUCAUUGACUCGGGUGACGGUGUGACGCACGUUAUCCCCGUUGCCGACGGCUACGUCAUUGGCAGCUGCAUUCGCCACAUUCCGCUGGCCGGACGCGACGUCACCCACUUUAUCCAGAAGAUGCUGCGUGACCGUGGCGAAGCUGUGCCUCCCGAGGAGUCACUGGAGGUCGCGAAGCGCGUCAAGGAAGCACACAGCUACGUGUGCUCGGAUCUGGUCAAGGAAUUCAAAAAGUAUGAUACCAAGCCGGAUAAAUACUUUUUGAAGUACUCGGACCUGCACCCACGUACCAAGCAGCCAUGGGAGAUCGAUGUCGGAUACGAACGUUUCUUGGCUCCUGAGAUUUUCUUCAACCCAGAGAUUUUCUCCACGGAUUUUACAACGCCGCUGCCCAAUGUGGUGGAUGAAGCGAUCUUGAAGUGCCCCAUUGACACGCGACGUGGACUGUACAAGAACAUUGUGACGCAUGUAGGGCACGAGCUCCAUGCCGAUCUGACCCGUGCCGCCGGUCACGAGGAUGCGAUUGGGGCUGGUAGACUGCGAGAAGGCACGGGCGGCAGGGCGAACGGCGCGUUGCAGACGAGUGGCCGAGAUCAUCUUGAGCAGAGUAGCGGUCGGGUAGGCAGGAGCUGGCAGAUGAAGAAAUGGCAACCCCGGUGCUCAGCGCAGCGCCAACUCACUCGUCUCCAGUUGUCAGACGUCAUUCGGGCCCAUUGA
Messenger RNA from Phytophthora nicotianae INRA-310, 1209 nucleotides. RefSeq lists its product as hypothetical. Gene Ontology annotation, molecular function: actin filament binding. Bases 1 to 1209 code for a protein of 402 amino acids. The record is from RefSeq and is a predicted model, not a curated record. NCBI's taxonomy places the organism in Eukaryota, Oomycota, Peronosporomycetes, Peronosporales, Peronosporaceae. The transcript is spliced from 3 exons. Gene Ontology annotation, cellular component: Arp2/3 protein complex; actin cortical patch. Gene Ontology annotation, biological process: Arp2/3 complex-mediated actin nucleation.